Messenger RNA from Solanum dulcamara, 1749 nucleotides. Its product is annotated as CENP-B homolog protein 2-like. The transcript has 3 exons. The coding region runs from base 1 to 1749 and encodes 582 amino acids. Gene Ontology annotation, cellular component: nucleus. The record is from RefSeq and is a predicted model, not a curated record. Gene Ontology annotation, molecular function: DNA binding. Lineage: Eukaryota; Viridiplantae; Streptophyta; Magnoliopsida; Solanales; Solanaceae.
AUGUCUUCUCAUCAUUUGAAAGGCAUACAAAAAUCAUCUUUAACCAAUAAAAUAAGAAAUGCAAUAUGUGAGUAUAAGAAAGAGAAUCCAACUAUUAGCCAAAAAGAUUUGCAAGCAUGGGUGAAACAAAAAUUUGAUUUGACUAUUAGUCAAAUAACAAUAUCGCGCACUCUCAAAAAGUCGGCAGAGUAUUUGUCAAAUGAGAUGAAAAAUAGCGAUGCCAAGAGGCAUCAACCGGCAAAAUACCCUGAUUUAGAGAAAAUUUUGUAUCAAUGGUUUCUUCAAAUGCAAGAGAAAGUGAACAUGUCAGGGAAAAUUAUUCAAGGAAAAGCAAAAAAUCUUUUCCUGAAAAUGUAUGGUGAAACUAAUCCAGAAUUCAGCUUCUCUUCUGGUUGGUUAGAACAUUUCAAGUCAAGAUACAGAAUCAAGUCUUACAGACGUUUUGGUGAAAGUGGUUCAGUUAUCAUGGAGAACAUUGAAAACGAAUUGCCUAGCAUACGAUCAAAACUAGAUCAAUUUGAAUUGAAGGAUAUUUAUAAUAUGGAUGAAACUGAACUAUUUUACCAAUUGGAAGCUGAUCAUUCACUUGCUAUCAAGCAGCUUGAAGGUCGCAAAAAAGACAAAGAGAGAAUUACUCUUGCUCUCUGUUGCAAUGAUGAUGGAUCUGAGAAAGUAAUUUGUAAGUUUGCAAAUCCUAGAUGCUUUAAAAAUGUGAACAUGAACAAUCUUAAUUGCAUGUAUAGAUCUAACAAGAAAGUUGGGAUGACUGGCUUGCUUUUCCAAGAAUAUAUUGGCUGGUUUGAUAAGAGAAUGAAUGGCAGGAAGAUUUUGUUAAUAGUAGACAAUUGUCCAGCUCAUCCAAAGAUAGUUGAAGGCCUAAGAAAUGUAGAGUUGUUUUUCUUACCUCCUAACACAACGUCUAAGAUUCAAUCAUGUGAUGCUGGGAUUAUUCGAGCAUUCAAAGCUCAUUAUCGUCGUCGUCUUUAUUUCAGCAUCCUACAAGGCCUUGGGGUUGAAGCACCAAAUACUAAAAAAAUUAAUAUUUUGAAUGCUAUUAAUUUUGCUAACUUGGCUUGGAAUUUUGAUGUGAAAGAAAUAACAAUUACAAAUUGUUUUCGGCAUUGCAAGAUACGAUCGAAAGAAAACAGUGUUCCCGAACCACAAGUUGGUGAAUUAGAUGAAGGUAUCCAAGUAUUAAAUGAUUUCAUCUCUAAUUUAGCCUACAGAAAUGUGAUGGAUGUUGAACAUCUUUUGAACUACCCUAACGAGAAUGAUACAGUUAUGGAAUCACCUACAAAGGAAGAGAUUAUUCAAUUUGUAAUGAAUAAUGAUGAUGAGAAUGAUCCUGAACAAGAUGAUAGUAGCAUUGUCCCACAUGUAUUGUUAAAGGAGACAUUUCAAUUGGACCAGUUGUUGGAGUUCAUUAACGUAGUUUUGAAUGCUCCAGGGUGGUUUGAUGUCCAGAUUCAGCCACUUGAUCACAAGUUCAGAAUCUACUUCCAUUAUUACUCUAUUAUAACCAUGUUGAAUGCACCAAUUAAUGCCAAAACUGGUUGCCUGCACUUCCGCUUGAUUAUUGGUUCCAACUUCCAAAGGAGAGGUCCACCAUCUCAUCAAGAUGCCUCUAAUGGAGUUGUGGUCCUGCAUGAUUCCCCCCCAGUUGGAGAAAUAUGUCCAGAUGUGUUUAGCAAAGCUUCCAGAGACAAAAAUGUGAUCUAUGUUGUCCAAACUAGGCCUGUAGCAGCAUGA